This is a messenger RNA of Caenorhabditis elegans, 2965 nucleotides long. RefSeq names its product Integrase catalytic domain-containing protein (gene C27D8.3). The transcript is spliced from 10 exons. Bases 12 to 2762 code for a protein of 916 amino acids. The record is from RefSeq and is marked reviewed. Lineage: Eukaryota; Metazoa; Nematoda; Chromadorea; Rhabditida; Rhabditidae.
GCUAUGUUAGAAUGACAACACCACACAAAACGAUUUCCCCAUUCUCUACAAUUGAUCAUUAUCAGAAGAUUGUCUAUGAGUUGCUAAUCCAGCUCAGCAAAGACCCCCAAACAGCUCAGGAAGUGACCAACAUCGAGUCAAACAUUGGUAUCCUGCGAAAUCACAUCGAACAGAUUCUAGAAAAACGAAUAGAAGCACUUCCAUCAACAGACAUAACCGAUGAUGAAUUCGAAAACGAAUGGGUGAUCCUUGCCUGGGGACUAUUGACAUGCUUGUCUCGUCUACCAUCAGAACCCGAACGAGAUAUUACUCAAAGCUUCAACCAUAUCCUCGUUCGUCUUGUAAACAUUGCUCGUCCGAUGCGAAUUCCAAAAGUGUGCCCUGAAGCGAAGCAAUGGUGGACACAAUUUCAUGAGUUGUACAAUAGUUCACUUCAUUAUUUACAUGGGUUGUACUCGCAACUGGACAAUCCAAAUUGUAAUAUUGAAAUCAAGAUGAGGGCUUAUUUCACCAGACAGCUCCAACCUUGCCUCGCUGCAUUCCGCAGGACUUGUGCUGAAAAUGCUCCGGGAUUUCACUCAAGCCUCCGAAGAGCUCAAGUCAAUCGACUAUCAAAUCAGGAAAAACUAGUCGAGCAAGACACUUAUGAGAUCCGGAGUUACUAUUCUUCACUGGCAUACACGUUGGGUCUUCUCGCUGUGAGAAUUCAAGGAUUCCGAUAUGAAUGUCAAACAUGCUCACAGAAUACAUUUGCAACGCCUGAUACGUUGUGGCAGUUGUUGAAUGAAGUCUUUAUUACCUAUGAAUAUGUGAUGAAUGAUGCUCUGAUGUGUAAUGAGCCAAACCAUUCGUCAAUUAUGGUCACGAAUAAUCUGUUCACUUUCACGUGUCACACCUUGUGUAGGACGUUGAUAUUCGAAUCAUUUGACAUCCAAAUAGUAAGUGAAGAGACCGCAUUCGCAAUUCAAAACGAAAUAAUUCAAUGUCGAAUGGGAAAUAGUAGUCCACGAGAGCCCAAAGUCUUCCCAUCGGCAGCUUUGAUUGCUAUGAAACCAACUUCUGGAGUUAAAAGGAAUAAUGCGACGGCGAAUCAAAAGGGUACCGGUGGAAAUACAGCUCACAAGAAAUCAGAUGUGAAUAGUCAGGAAUUCGUGACAAUUCCACCAACAUUCAGUGAUAAUUCAAAUGCGUGGCAGACAACGUAUCCACAUUUGUUGUGCACGACAAGGCAGAAGGACGCAGUGCUCCUUGACAGUCGUGCUGGAACAACCGGAAAGCGUCCACUAUUCUAUUUCUACAUCCGUGCGAAAACGUGGUCACCAACGGGAAAUUACAUUCAUGUUCGAACGCUUUCUCUUCCAUUCACAAUAAGCACACGAAGAAAUCAGGAUUGUCAGGUUCAGAGAAUGAACUCUUCGUAUACUGCCACGUGUUUUUGGAUGUAUGGAACAUGCGGGAUUAAUGGAUUGCUGUUGAAUUGGAAUGAAAAACCGCUAACAUGGUCCCAAUUCAAACAUCUAACUCGUCGAUACUUCAUGGUGAAUGGAGAAGUUAUCCGUACAAUGGAGGAAUCUGAUUACGCCCUGCUUCAGGACAAAAUGCAUUGUGAACAGUGUGGGGAUGACUCGACAGAGCUCGAGGACGAGGAGAACCAUGAGGGUUGCAUUAGUUUUAAGAACAUUUUGUGCUCCCAUCUGAGAUUCGAUACGGACACCGUGCAAAUGCGCUUCAGCGUAUGGCGGGGAAUUCUCGAGGUUUUGCAAAUAUUUCAAGAUCCCAAGGCAGCCGUGAAGGUGCUAUGGGAACACUAUCUGAUGCAUGGGUUCCUGGAUACACAGGCGGUUGUCAAUUUGCUAAUGCCACGUCACAACUGUAUGGUGAUUCGGUUGACCUACAUUCUCGGCGGAAGCGUCUGUGUGAGCUACCGUAACCUUUGCGGGGAAAUCAUACAUUUGGAGCCGCUCGAAUUGAAGAAGCUUCAGGCGAAAAGUAUACUGGAGUAUAUUUCAGAUAUCGCUGAAACAGCUAAGAUAGACUAUCUUCUCACUUAUAAUUUGGAAUACAUGCCAGUUUCAAGUGUCAUCGAAAAGUAUUUCCCAGUAGAUGAUGUGAAGAGAGUUAGAGGUGUUGCUUCGAAUAUUACUGAUAAAGGACCAUUGAAUCAUGUUACACAUGUCAAAUUCACGCCUCUCCGUGUCGCGGUUGUUGCCUGCCGUGAUCAGACACCUCGUCCAUCACCGCGACCUUCCGAAUCGCACGAUCUUCCGACGUCAUCAUCCUCGGUUCAUGCUCCAUCGGAAUGUGUUUUCACUGCGCCGAAUCUUCCCCAACGAUACCAUCAGAAUCAAAAUCACGACCCAUUGAUGUCAAUGAUGAUGAUGACGUCAUCAUCUUCAUCCACGUCAUCACCAACAAACACAACACCAACAAUGAUGACACCUGGACCAAUGGAUCAAUCAUUCGAAAUGCAAUUGGAGGCUCUAAUGAAACAAUACGGAAAGACUCCGCAUGAUGUCUGCGAAAUAGUGUACUCCGCUGCAAGACCCAAUAAUAAUCUAAAUCAACAACAACAACAUCAUCAUCAAUCCCAUCACCAUCCAUCACUAAUUCCACCAACAACCACAUCAAUUCGUUCUCCAACAUUAGGUCCUCCCUCAUCUCAGGAUAGAAGUUUCGAAGAUUUAAUGGAUGAUCUAACGAAUAACGGAGAUUAUUCUUCAAAUCUUGAUUUUUCACACACUAAUCAUUUUCUACGCGUUUAGUUUUUCAAAAGUUUUCCAAAAAAACUGCACUUUAUUCUCAUUUUGCUGGCCAAAAAAACACAUUUUUCCACCAAAUAACUUCCUCCGCCUUUUGCAAAAAAAAAAACUGUGAUCUCGUUAUAUUUUUUUGAUUCGUUUCGUUUUUUUUGUUUUCAAUUUUUCAAUUCUCCGUUUAUUGAAAUAAAUAAGUUAAAAAUUGGCAA